UCUCGACUGAGGAAUAAAACCAGGUAGGCGAGAUGCCAGCAGUUGCCAACGCCGCCUUCCACAGCAGGUUUGCUUGUAGCUCUUGAUUGCUGGGUGGGUCGCGCCUGAGAGUCAAAUGGUGCUCACCGCUAGUGGGAUCAAACACUGGCGUCUGCUGCGUCUGAGUGCGACGAUGUUGACCCUGAGAGCCUGGCAUUAACUAAUUGACGAGAUUUUCUUCUGCGGAAAUGCGCGGUGCGCAACACGACGACGAAAAUAUAUACGAAAUGGUGGAGGCCAAAGCGGGAAAGCCGUGCCUGCGGCACGAGGACAUUGAGUCGGCGCAAACAACCAUCGGCUCGGCGCAUUCGUCGGCAAAAUACAACACGGCGCCAGCAAGUUACUUCAACAAAAUCAAGAUGAGCUUCCGAGAAAAGAUGCAUGGAAUACGAGUUGAUAGUCAAUAUGACGUGGUGCAAAAGCUCAACGAUGAGCUCUGUCCAGUUGACUUUUCGGAUAGCUAUGAAGACUUGGAUGAAAAACUCGCAUCAAAAAUCGGACGUGAGGUUGCGAGAAACUCGAUCCUGGAGAUGAUGAGAGAUUUGCGUGGAGACAUUCGAAUUUUGAUUGAGAUUGAGGAAAACAACAAUUUGCCGAUCGACCUCAACGGCCUAAACUGCAAAGAACGUCAGGUCCUUCUGCUGUGGGCAGCUUUCCUGAAGCGCAGGGAUAUUUUGGAAAAGCUGUUGGCGAGGAGCGACUGCGAGCUCAAGACGAGCACCCCUGACCUGGGUCUCAACGCCCUGCACCUGGCUGCGUUCAGCGGCUGCCACGAGUGCGCCCUCCUGCUGCUCAACUCCGGCGCCAAAAUGACGCACAAAGCCGAUUAUUCGCCUCUGCACUGCGCCGCCCAGAGUGGCUCCAUUAACUGCGUGAAGCUCUUACUCGCGAUGGGUGCCAAUGUCAACUCCAGGUCGGAGGACAUCACCAACAAAGAACCUCAAGACACAGCCCUCCAUUGCGCCAUCAAGGCCGACUCGCCAGAAAUCGUUCGGGAGCUGCUGAAAGCGGGCGCCAUUCCUUCAACCCUUGGCCAGGGUUAUCUCGCCCCUCUCCACGUGGCCGCCGACCUUGGAUACAUGGGCUGCAUGAGGGCGAUUUUGGACUUUGGAAAGUGCGGUGGAGGAAUCGUGGACAUAAACCAGCAGACCAAGGAUGGCAGGGGAUACACGGCCAUCCACCUGGUGGCCGAAGACCAGUUUGCCGACGGUAUUCGUCUGCUCCAAGAGUAUGGCGCCGACUGCAAGAUCAAAACCACCAAAGGGCUGACUGCCCUCCACCUGGCGUGCAGGGAGCAGUCGGUCGAGUGUGCCAAGUUGCUUUUGACGAGUUGCGACAUCAACAGCGAGGACAACGAAAGUCGCACGCCUUUGCACAUGGCUCUGGGCAGGGCUGAUUCCGCGGAAAUCACAGAAUUUCUGGUCAGCAACCCCGGAAUCAAGGUCAAUGCCACCGACAAGGCUGGAUUUACUCCUCUGCACAUCGCAGCACUUAACGAACAAGUAGUAGCGGCGGCUAUUUUAAUAAGGGCGGGAGCCGACUUGACGGCCCGCACGGCCAAGGGCUCCACGGCCUUGCGAAUGGUCAUCAGAAAAGUUCCAACAGCCUUGUACGCGGUGGAGCAGGUCAUGGACGAGUCGAUCUCUUUGACCAACAAUAUGGACUCAAGGGACGUAGAAAUUAAAAUGGACUUUAAACCUCUACUCGCUUCGAAGAAGAGAAUCACCACGGAUUUGUUGAACACCUUCAUCGCCGAAGGCCACCCCGAGCUGAUGCAGCACCCCCUUUGCCAGGCAUUUCUGCACAUCAAGUGGCAGGAGGUCCGGAUCUUCUAUUACCUCCGACUAUUAUACUACAUCUUGUACCUCAGCUGCAUAUCAAUUUUUGUCUCCUACUUUCUGCCCACUGGCUGCGAAGGAGCUAUAAAAGAAUACAAAAUGAACAAUACGAUUUCGGAACCGAGCUCUGAUAAGUGCAAAAUCAAUAAUAUAUUUGUGGGAUUCCUGUACUACAUUUACAUUGGGACCAUUUGGUUUACGCUUCUAGAGUUGAUAAGAAAACUGUGGGGUCUGAUUGCCUUCAUCGCUGCACCGACUACCGUCUCCAUCCAAAAAUCCUUGGCAAUCUACUCUAUUCAAAUUGACAACUGGCUCGAGUGGACUUGUUUGGCUUGUAUGGCGUUGGUGUCUGCAUCUGAUAAUAGACAAUCCUUUCAUGUCUACAUCGGAGCGAUUGCGGUGCUCGCCGGCUGGAGCAACUUGAUGGUCCUUGUCGGCCAAUUGCCUUUUUUCGGUGCCUACGUGCAAAUGUACACCUGCGUGCUAAUUGAAAUGGUGAAAUUGUUGAUGGCCUACGUGUGCAUGCUGCUGGGUUUCGCCAUCAGCUUCCACGUCAUGUUCAACUCGGAAGACAGUUUCUCCUCAUUUGGAAAGACGAUUGUAAAAAUUCUGGUCAUGAUGACUGGCGAACUAGAGUUUAAUGACUUGUUUAAAGAGGAAGAGAAAAAUAUAACUGCGCCCAGCACAACUGUUGAAUCACGAAAUGUUCCAGAAACACCACCCCUCAGUAAGUUCAGUUUAAGGCUGUUCCACGAGAAUGCGUUGAACGAACUAGCUAAGAGAUCAAAUGUAAAAACUAGCAUGGAGAACACCGCCGACGUAGAAGUUUUUGCAUACAUAAUUUUCGCAGUCUUCCUGCUGCUUGUGACGGUCGUGCUGAUGAACCUGCUGGUAGGUAUCGCCGUCCAUGACAUCUCUGGUCUUCGAACCUCAGCCGUCAUCACAAGACUGCAACAACAAGCUGAUUUAAUUGGUUACAUCGAGACAGCCCUUCCCAAUUGGUGCACUUUACGGUGCUUGCUGUGUUGCUGCCUUCCAUUUCUUGGAAGGACCAGAUCAACAACUAGAAGGAGGCGCAGGACGGAAAUGGGCGUCCUCAGUGUGAAACCGCACCACUGGAACAUGGACAGUCUGCCAAGAGAAAUCGUCAGCGCCGCUUUCGAGGUGGCCAAGAAGAUGAACCCCUAUCAAGGUCAAGCUAAAAGAAACACAAAACCCAAGCCCAGAUACAAAAGAAUUUACAGCAAGCAGCACAGCGGCUCAAUCUACGAUACAAUAAUUCCAAGAGCAACAAAUUUGUCACGCAGGGGCAGUCAGUACCUUAAUAUUGAUAAACGACUGGAAAAUUUUGACAGCCAGUCUGUCUAUAGUGCCAACUUUGACAGGUCAGUGACCGAUGAUAUUAGAGAGCUUAAGGAAGCUCUUGCUGAGCAAUCUGCUCUACUGCAGAAGCUACUUGAAGCCAACAGGAUUGGAUCGCAAAAUACUCUAAAACCUUUAGGAUAUACCCCCAACCACUACUGUGACGAUCGAGAAUAGAAAUUGGUGCAUAUUAAUUUUUCCUACUAAUAAUUUCGCUGACUAAGUUGCCAUGUACAAAUUUUCUUCUGUUGGAAUUUAAAAUGCUCACAACUAAUAAAAGCUAAUAAAAUGCAUUAGAGAAAAAA
Neocloeon triangulifer is the source of this 3544-nucleotide messenger RNA. RefSeq names its product transient receptor potential channel pyrexia (gene wtrw). NCBI's taxonomy places the organism in Eukaryota, Metazoa, Arthropoda, Insecta, Ephemeroptera, Baetidae. The record is from RefSeq and is a predicted model, not a curated record. Gene Ontology annotation, cellular component: membrane. Gene Ontology annotation, molecular function: monoatomic ion channel activity; protein binding. The coding region runs from base 228 to 3416 and encodes 1062 amino acids. The transcript has 3 exons. Gene Ontology annotation, biological process: monoatomic ion transport; transmembrane transport.